Cavenderia fasciculata is the source of this 936-nucleotide messenger RNA. RefSeq lists its product as uncharacterized. The coding region runs from base 1 to 936 and encodes 311 amino acids. The record is from RefSeq and is a predicted model, not a curated record. The transcript has a single exon. Lineage: Eukaryota; Evosea; Eumycetozoa; Acytosteliales; Cavenderiaceae.
AUGUAUAGAUGUAUUGCUCAACGAUGUAAUCUGAGACAAUCUUGGAAUACGAUAAUGACAAUGACAAUGAUGAAUUCAUCAUGUUAUUAUUCAUCGUCAUCAACGACAAAGAAACCUCAAUCAGAUAUGGAUACGAUGAUUGAAUUGGAUAACAAGAAAUUAACAAACAACAACAAGAAGAAAGAAAGUGUAGAUAUGGAUGAAAUUAAAUCAAUCAUUGAUAGAAUACAAAAUGGUAUUCAUAAUAAUCAUGAUCAGACGUCGAUCAAGACAGAUGAUCUUGAAAAAGCAAUCAAAUAUUCAACCAUUCAACAAUUUACAGAUACUGUAUUUGAUAAAGUGUAUCAUCAAACAAAUAAUAAUAAUGAACAACAAGAAAUAUUACAAUUAAAAGAUACAAUGAUUAAAAGAUUAACACAAAUUGAUAAUAUUGAAUUAUCAUUUAAAUAUAUCUUUAAAUCUAAUCAAAAUAAUAAUCAGAAUAAUAAUAAUAGUAAUAAUCAAAAUAAUAACUUUGAAUAUUUAUCAUUCAUUUCAACAAUAUUAAAAUGUUUGGAAUUAAAUCAAUCAUUAAUUCAAAAUAAUCAGAAUAAUAAUAAUAAUAAUAAGAAAUUGAUAAAAGAUAUAAUAGAUCAAGUUUGGAGAAUGAUAAAGAUUAGUGGAGGACAUCCCAACACUGAAUUGUAUAACAAGGUAUUAGAGAUUUAUGCAGAGAUGAUGGACAAACAAUUGGUCAAUGAAACAUUGGAAGAAAUGGAGUUAACUGCAACACGACCAAACAUUGAUACUUACAUGUCAACUUUUAUGUUACUCGAACCUGAAACUUCAAAAAAAUUAAUGGCUAGUAUUAAAAAUCAAUCAUCCUAUAAAUCAGGUCCAAACAGUUACCAAUUAUUUAAAGAUUCUUUUAAUUCUUUUAAUAAUAAUAAGGAUUAA